Messenger RNA from Oryza sativa Japonica Group (Japanese rice), 3074 nucleotides. The record is from RefSeq and is a predicted model, not a curated record. NCBI's taxonomy places the organism in Eukaryota, Viridiplantae, Streptophyta, Magnoliopsida, Poales, Poaceae.
GUUACCUCCAAUGGAUCCCCCGCCUUCCCCUGUAUGCUCUCGUAUUGCGUAUUCCCGUGGCCGUGCGCCCGUGCCUCACUGCCUCUGCUGUAUGCCCGUACUUAUUCCGUUUGUAUGAUGGUUGAACGGGUCGGUACUCGGUAGUAAUGCUUGCUAGGUGUUCGUUGUUUUGCCUGACAAGAAGAGUCGUGGCCUUGGCCCGAGAAGCAUUAGUUACAUUUCGUUUUACAGUUCUCAGUUACUGAAUUUGUUUUGCUGCCGUACCUCUCUGAAUUCCCAAGUACAACUAGUGAGAAAUUGACCAUGGUUUGCUUGGUGGAAAUAAGUUUGGUGUAAAUUGAAAAUCACUCACAAUGGUUAAGUUUACGGUUGAAGAGAUGCGCAGGAUUAUGGACAAGAAGCAUAACAUCCGUAACAUGUCUGUUGUCGCUCAUGUGGACCAUGGAAAAUCUACCCUUACUGAUUCCCUUGUGGCAGCUGCUGGAAUUAUAGCCCAGGAUGUUGCUGGUGAUGUUCGAAUGACUGAUAGUCGUUCAGAUGAAGCAGAACGUGGUAUUACAAUAAAAUCUACUGGUAUCUCUCUUUACUAUGAGAUGAGUGAUGAGUCACUCAAAAGUUACAAGGGUGACAGAGAUGGAAAUGAAUACCUAAUCAACCUCAUUGACUCACCUGGACAUGUCGAUUUUUCUUCGGAAGUCACAGCCGCACUUCGUAUAACUGAUGGCGCUUUGGUUGUGGUUGACUGUAUUGAGGGUGUCUGCGUUCAAACUGAAACUGUGCUUCGCCAAGCCCUUGGUGAGAGGAUUAGGCCUGUCCUCACUGUGAACAAGAUGGAUAGAUGUUUUCUUGAACUUCAAGUUGGUGGUGAGGAAGCUUAUCAAACUUUCUCCCGUGUCAUAGAGAAUGCAAAUGUUAUUAUGGCAACAUACGAAGAUGCACUCCUUGGUGAUGUUCAAGUCUAUCCAGAAAAAGGGACUGUUGCUUUCUCUGCUGGCUUGCAUGGAUGGGCUUUCACCUUGUCUAACUUUGCAAAGAUGUAUGCAUCCAAGUUUGGAGUUGAUGAAUCUAAAAUGAUGGAGAGGCUUUGGGGUGAGAACUACUUUGACCCUACCACAAAGAAGUGGACCAUCAAACACACCGGUUCUGAUACUUGCAAGAGAGGUUUUAUUCAGUUCUGCUAUGAGCCCAUCAGGCAAAUUAUCAACACCUGCAUGAAUGAUCAGAAAGAUAAGUUGUUGCCUAUGCUGCAAAAGCUUGGUGUUACCAUGAAGGACCUAACUGGCAAGGCUCUCAUGAAGCGUGUUAUGCAAACUUGGCUUCCUGCAAGUAAUGCACUUCUUGAGAUGAUGAUCUAUCACCUUCCCUCUCCAGCAAAGGCUCAGAGGUACCGUGUGGAAAACUUGUAUGAGGGCCCCCUUGAUGAUAUAUAUGCAUCUGCCAUUAGAAACUGUGAUCCAGAAGGUCCUCUUAUGCUGUAUGUUUCAAAGAUGAUUCCAGCAUCUGACAAGGGGAGGUUCUACGCUUUUGGUCGUGUUUUCUCAGGGAGAGUUGCAACUGGCAUGAAGGUCCGUAUCAUGGGCCCCAAUUAUGCCCCUGGCCAGAAGAAAGAUCUGUACGUAAAGAAUGUCCAGCGAACUGUCAUCUGGAUGGGCAAGAAGCAGGAGUCAGUGGAAGGUGUUCCUUGUGGCAACACUGUUGCUAUGGUGGGUUUGGACCAGUUCAUCACAAAGAAUGCUACCCUGACAAACGAGAAAGAAGUUGAUGCCUGUCCAAUCAAAGCCAUGAAAUUUUCAGUGUCCCCUGUUGUGCGUGUUGCUGUUCAGUGCAAGGUUGCCUCUGACCUUCCCAAGCUUGUUGAAGGUUUGAAGCGUCUGGCCAAGUCAGAUCCUAUGGUUCUCUGUACUGUUGAGGAAUCUGGCGAGCAUAUUAUUGCUGGAGCUGGCGAGCUUCACCUUGAAAUUUGUUUGAAGGAUCUGCAGGAAGACUUCAUGGGUGGUGCUGAAAUUACUGUCUCCCCUCCUGUUGUCUCAUUCCGUGAGACUGUUCUUGAGAAAUCUUGCCGGACUGUCAUGAGCAAAUCCCCGAACAAGCACAACCGUCUGUACAUGGAAGCCCGCCCAAUGGAAGAGGGUCUGCCUGAAGCCAUUGACGAGGGUCGUAUUGGCCCGCGUGACGAUCCUAAAGUACGCUCCAAAAUUCUAUCCGAGGAGUUUGGUUGGGACAAGGACCUCGCAAAGAAGAUAUGGUGUUUUGGGCCAGAGACCACAGGCCCUAACAUUGUUGUGGAUAUGUGCAAGGGAGUGCAGUAUCUUAACGAAAUAAAGGAUUCCGUUGUGGCUGGCUUUCAGUGGGCAUCAAAAGAAGGUGCACUGGCUGAAGAGAACAUGCGUGGCCGUGGCAUUUGCUUUGAGGUUUGUGAUGUUAUCCUCCAUUCUGAUGCUAUUCAUAGAGGUGGUGGCCAGAUCAUUCCAACAGCCAGGAGGGUCAUUUAUGCUGCUCAGCUCACUGCCAAGCCAAGACUGCUUGAGCCUGUUUACUUGGUGGAGAUUCAGGCCCCUGAGAAUGCUCUUGGUGGAAUUUACAGUGUUCUGAACCAGAAGAGAGGACAUGUGUUCGAGGAGAUGCAGAGGCCUGGUACCCCACUCUACAACAUCAAAGCUUACCUCCCUGUUAUCGAGUCAUUUGGGUUCACAAGCACCCUUAGGGCAGCAACCUCUGGUCAGGCCUUCCCCCUCUUUGUAUUUGAUCACUGGGAAAUGCUGUCAGUUGAUCCUUUGGAGCCUGACCAGACAGCUAACCUUGUCCUGGAUAUCCGCAAGAGGAAGGGUCUGAAGGAGCAAAUCACCCCUCUGUCUGAAUACGAGGACAAACUCUAGAUAUUUAAUCAUGUUAUUAUGCUUAUAGUGUUAUAUCGCUUUAUAAUUGGUAGUGGCCAUCUAUGUGAGCAGUGAGCUGCUAUUUCAUGUAUAAUAUUAUGUCGAACGGUUGUACGGUAGCAUGGGAUGAUGAUCAGGCGAUAUUGUUAUAAUUUGUUAUGGUAUUUACCAUCAUAUCAUAAUCUGUUCUCUCUCGUA